Cladocopium goreaui is the source of this 4331-nucleotide messenger RNA. NCBI's taxonomy places the organism in Eukaryota, Dinophyceae, Suessiales, Symbiodiniaceae. The record is from the annotation of a GenBank genome assembly.
GCGUUUAUGCAUCAGCACAUCACCUUCGUGGACACAACUUUCGCAUCAAAAUUGUUGACGAGGCACACCAUUUGGAGAUGAAGCACUCGAGCGGUUACACUGGAAUCAUCAAACACAGGAUCUCAAGCGAGCUGGCAGCCCACUUCACCGCCACCUUUUACAUGCCUCGGAACAUUGACUUCAGAUACGACCUGGACAGAGCCAUAGAAGAAGGUCACGUUUGCGAUUUUAUGAUUACGGUGCCGGUUGGUGCCACUCAUGAUAUGGAAAGUAUGGGUCGGUUUAUCCUGGAAAAUCGGGAGCGGUUGACGCCCAUGCUGGUGGCGCUGAAUCGUGUGCAGCGAGCCAAAAAGUUUGCAGAGGUCCUUUGCAAGUUCGGACUGUCGGCCAAAGCUGUCGAUGGGGGCUUGAACCACACCGUGCGGCAUGGGAUUAAGAAAGAUUUGCAAAAUGGAAAGCUGGACGCAGUUUCCGUGGUCAAUAUCUUCAAUGAGGGCACAUCCAUCAACGAGCUGAAGUCAGUGGUCUUCAUGGACAAACGGCAGAGUGCAAUCAACGUGAAACAGCUGGCGAUGCGCGUGACGCGAUUGCACGACACCAAACCCUUUGCCAAUGUGGUGCUGCCUUUAUGUGAUGGGAGCUUUGAUAGAGACAUCAGAAACAUCAUCAGGUCCCUGGCAGAGAUCCACCCACAGCUCAAAGGAAGAGGGCAAGAGCACUUCUGUAAGUGGUUCCAUUUCGUGCCUUUGCGAAAGGGGCAGAAUUCCAGCGAUCUGGAUGGCAUGGACUGGACCAAUGUUUCGACGGAGCUGUUUGAUCGUUAUGGGCGCUACCUUGGUGGUGGCAGAGGGAUGGAGGUCUUUGACCAACGUGUGCAGCAGCUGACGAACUUCAUGGAGGAACAUGAUCACCUUCCGCAGCGAAAAACACCUCACCAGGAUGAACGCAUGUUGGCAAGUUACAUCCUGUACUGCAGAAAGAAGUUCAGAGCCAAUGCCUUGAGCGAUGCCCAGAUCCUCCAACUACGAGAAAUCCCGCAGAUGGCGGAGUUCAUGGAGACAUGGGAUGAUGAGGUUCCAGAUCGUAUAGACACCUUUGCAGAGAGGUGCAUGAUGCUGAAGAAAUGGGAGGCGAUACAUCACCGGCUACCCCAGGGACAGCAUUGCAGCCAGGAGGAGAAGUUCCUGAUCCAUGUGUUGCACGAGGUUGGGCGAGCAUUCCGCGCUGGGCAGCUCACAGAGGAUCAGAUCCGUCAGUUGGAGGAGAUCCCAGGAAUGCCACAGAGGUUGGAGAAGUGGAAGCGGCUGAUGAUGAAGAAGGAAGCUCGAGCCAAAUGGACUUGGUCUGAAGGAUGUAAUGCCUUGAAGGAAUGGCUGAAGAGCCAUGGAAACAGAAAGCCACGCAGUGGUGGGGAGCUCCAUGAGUACGCCCUUUGGGAGUGGUUGUCAGCAGCCAGGAAGCGAUUCAUCAAGGGCCGCCUCAGGGAGGAAGAGAUUAGAGAACUGGAGCAGCUCCCUACCAUGAUGUGGGAGCUCCUACAGUGGGAAGCACGAUGGGGCCCAGAGGAACGUUGGCAGCAGCAUGCGCAGGAGUUCCAAAGUUGGGUGCAGAACCGCAGUUUUCCAGAGGAGGCUCUGGAAGCUUCUGCUGAAGAGAAACGCUUGGCCAUGUGGCUUCGCAUUGCCAAGUACAAACACAAGAAGGGAACUUUAUCAACUUCAAUGGAGGAAACAUUAACCUCGAUCCCCGAGCUCAGCAGCCUGUUGGAAUCACCCUCGCGACCACAGCCUUCAGAUCCGACUGAACCAAGCAGAAUAAGGGUGGUGCCCAGUGACAGUCCCGCCUUGCUCUGGCGGCGUAACUACUUAGCACUAAAGGCAUGGCAGGCUGUCCAUGGAGCCUUGCCCAAAGCUUCCUUUGGUGCGCAAGCGAAAACUCUUGCAAAUUGGUUGGCUAAAGCCAAGCAGCUCUACAAGCGGGGGAAACUGAGUCGGGAGCAAAUCCAAGACCUUCUGAAGAUCCCUGGCGCUUUUGAGCGGUUUAAUAAAACGAAACCACCAACCUUUGACGACGUCAUCACGAGAAUUCAGCUGUGGAUAAGCCAGUUUGGUAGCUUGCCACAAGCCUACAAAAAUCGGAGCGAGGAUCCGUAUGAGAAGUAUUUGACAAACUGGCUGGUGAAGGCCAUGAACAGGCACUUGGAUGGCAAACUGUCUCAGAAGCAGUCUACUUCCUUGCAGCAGCUUCAUGGUGUCAUGGAUCAGCUUGAGGAGAUCCGAAAACGGCGAUCUUCAUGGGAAGUGCAUUAUGAGCGCCUGCGUCAGUGGCUGGUGGAUCGUAAUGUGGAUCUACUUGCGAAUUGGAGGGACUUCUCCGAAGAGGAGCCAGAACUGGCCUGGUGGGUAGCCUAUCAACGGCAACGCUUUCUUCGCCGCCCCUGGCUAUUGUCGGAGGAGCAGGUUGAGCUGCUGAAGGCACUCCCUGGCUUCCAGACGUCCUUAGAGAAGUGGAACCAGUCGAAAGAGUCCCGCUUGUUUCAACAGCGUUGCGAUCUAGUUCAGUGCUGGGCCGACAAACAUGGUGGACAACUUCCCAGUGGAUCACAUGUGGGUGACUUGAUCUCUGCCGAGAGUGUCCUUGAUCCUGCUGGCCUCUUUUCUGACGACCAGAAUGAGUGGCACAUGAAUUUACUGAGCUGGGUCAAUCAAACUGUUGACAUGAUCAAUUUCAGGAAGUGCACCCAGUCCCAGCGAUACACUUUGAGGAAGUACCCAUGUUUCGCAAACUUGAUGCCCAAACCACAAGUGAAAGCAGAAGAGCCCUCUCGUUGGUGGAGGCGGUUUCGCCAGCUCAAGAGGUGGAUUUCAGUUUCUGAUCGCAUUCCGCGUAUCAGUACGGAUUCACUGAUGGAAAGAAAACUUGGACACUGGUUGGCAGACACACGCAAGUCUUAUUCUAAAGGGGCUUUGGACCAGGAUCGUUUAUCUCAUUUGUGGACGCUUCCGCCCGUGGCGACAUAUUUCACCCGUGUGACAACCCGGGUUGUUUUUUCGUGGGACGAUCAUUUCUCCUCGUUGCAAGCUUGGCUCAUGACGCAGAAUGGGCGUUUGCCUACAUGCUCCGGUGAUGAAGAUGAACGGAAGUUGGCGGUUUGGCUGCAGAAUUCUUGCGCCAAAGCACGGAAAGACGAAUUGCAGCCUGGACGACUUGCGAAACUGAAAGAAGUUCCUGGUUUGGGCCCUCGGCUGCGUGGGGAAUCGCCUCGAUUGCACCUUGUUUGGAAAGGCCACUAUGAUUCCCUGGUAGAAUGGUUGGAGGCACACGGUGGCAAACUUCCGUGUGGAAGCAGUGGUGCAGCGAAAGAAAGGCUCACGGCAUUUUGGUUGCACAACAAUUUGGUCAAGGCACAGGACGGAGACUUAGCGUCCGAGAAACAGGAGCAGUUGCAGGAAGCGUUGGGUCUUUCCAGCUUGGACUGGGGUGGGGAGAGUGGCUGCAGACUGUUGGAAGACUGGUUUAGCAUUCAUUUGCACCAACAUACUGUCUACAAAUGUAUUCCGGGAAGAAGAAGAGAACUUGUGGAGCGCGCAGCGGGCAAAUCCGCAGCGCACCAAGAAUCCAAUCCGGCAACAUCAGGACUGCGCCGUGUGCGCAUGCCCGUACCAUGGGGCACUAGCUUUCGAAGGUUAGAGGCAUGGUGCGAAAUUCAUGGGCGACUGCCACAUGUUGGGGCAAAGGCUUGGAGAGAGAGGACCUUGGCAAUUUGGUUGAAGAAUGCGGUGCAAGCGACCAGGCGGGGCAAUCUUGACCAAGAGCGCCUUGCUAAGCUCAGCCAGGUGCCUGGUGUCUCGGACAGACUUGAGACAAGAACCCAAAAAAGCAUUAGUAGAGUUGAAGCAUUCAAAACAUGGCUGUCUAAGCACAACAAUCAACCACCAUCACGCUGGAGCAGCGCUUUAGAGGAACGGUGCUUCGCCUUUUGGCUCGAGCGGAAGCUUUACCGCGCCCGGCAGGGGAAAGUGCCCACUGAGGAGCUUCAAAUGCUGAAAUCGAUCGAUUUUGUCGCGGAACAGUUGGGCACUAUAUAGCGCACUUGGAGUGACCGAAAUUUGCUUCGACGCGACUAGAAACGCAGCCGGCAUGCUAUGCCAAGAUUCUUGCAAAUAUCCAAGGUGAUCGCUCAGUCCUUCGGUCUUGGAUGAUCUGGGAUUCAGCGUGGUACGGCCGGAAGGGGAGGAUUCGCUGCUCAUGGUGCUCGAAAGAGAUGCCGGAGGCUUGAUGCUGAAGUCUUUGCUGCUUCACUCAGUACGCCGAGAAAAAGAGGGGUCAUG